ACUUUGAGUUUUCCUAUAUGGGUUCAGUAAUCAUGUAUGAUGCGGCGAGGGUGCCAUCUCCUAAGGAUGGUGCAAACGGGAUGGCCCAGCCCGUGGUCCUGGGGGCAGGACCAGGACCGGGACCAGCUGCAGGAUCAGGAGGGCCGGCGCCGAACACAGUCCUACAGGCUAAAACAGAGGAGGGACAGCCAGGUACAGAGGAAGAAGAGGAGGAGCAGCCCAAAGCAGAGCCCGUCCUGGUGAAGAAGCCGCACAGAGAGAUCCUGGACCAUGAGAGGAAGAGGAGGGUAGAGCUCAAAUGUAUGGAGCUCCAGGAGAUGAUGGAGGAGCAGGGGUACACAGAGGAAGAGAUUCGGCAGAAAGUGAGCACAUUCAGACAAAUGCUGAUGGACAAGGAAGGCGUUAUCACCAGAGAUGGUCCACACACACAACCAGUGGUCAACCACCUGCACUAUCAGCCUGACGGGUACGAAGAGAACCCUGAAUUGGUUGGCUAUGAAGACGGAGACUAUGACCACGAUUACCACAGUGACAAUCGAGUGAAGAGGAAAUCAAGCAGCUCUCCAUCCCCUCGUCCAAAGAAAAGGAAGAAGAAGAAAUCUGGCCGCCGAAGGAGUCGGUUUGGCAGCUCCUCACCUACUCACAGAGAGAAGAAGAAAAAGAGUGGGAAGAAACACAAGCGAGACAGAUCUGCAUCUGGCUCCAGGAAAAAGAGGAGAUACAGAUCGGGCAGCCCAAAGAACAAACACAAAGACAAGAACAAACAGAAAAAGAGGUCCCCUGGUGAGACCCCCAGUAGGAGUUCACAGCGUCAAGGCAGCUGCUGUAGCUCCCGAAGCGCUUCCCUGUCGUCCACUAGGAGCACCUCCAAAUCUCCUGCCAGGCUGAACUCCAAGCACAAGACGGACGGACAAAAGGCGUCCAGCACCUCACUGUCCCCGGGCACCAACACCCCCGCCGCGUGGCACAACGGAGACCACACCCAGCGGAGCCGCAACGGCAAGGCCGGCAGACUCAACCACGGCGAGAAAGGGCACGAUAAGCUCCGUCUGCUGACCGCUAGCUCUGCCAGCAUCCAGGCCACUCUGCUGAGAGAGCACAAGCUCCACAGCACCCCCAACAGGAGCCAAACAGGACAGAUGUGCACCGCGGGAGAGGCUGGGAGUGUGGAUGGCAGGAACACAGCUGUAGGGAGCUCCGUACCCCAGGCGACAGGGAGGAGAGGGAGCCAGAGAGCCCAGAAUAAGAACUCCCACUCCCCUGCUCACAGCAGCGACUCAGCCCACUCCCAGCACAACCACACUCACAGAGGGAGGAACUCUCGUCACCACAGAAAGACAAAAGGCGGCCACUCUUCCAAGCGUCACCACCGCUCCAGUCGGGGUCAGGCACACCACCGGAGCCCGUCGGCAUCUCCAGGACGCCACCCACACACGUCAGGCAAGAAGAAAGAGGAGUCCCGGAGCAAACCCAACCUCCGGCAGCGCAGCAGCUCCUGGAGCAGCGGGCGCUCAUCCUCACGCUCCGCCUCCAGAGACAGAGGCCCCAGCAAAGCCAAGUCCCCACACAACAGGCAGAACAACUCCAGAGAGAAGGACAGCCCUAACCGCUCCGACACCGACAGCCGAGCUCGCCGCCGCUCACGCAGCUACUCGCCCAUUCGCAAGAGGAGAAGAGAUUCACCCAGCUUCAUGGAGGCUCGCAGGAUCACCAGUGCUCGGAAGCGGCCGAUCCCGUACUACCGUCCCAGUCCUUCGUCAUCCAGCUUGGACAGCAGCCCGUCGCGGUCUAGUCGCAGCCGUAGCCGCAGCUACAGCAGCUACAGCCGCAGCAGAAGCCACAGCCGAAGCCACAACCGGAGUCACAGCAGAAGCCGGAGCCGCAGCCAGAGCCGGAGCUGGAGCCGCAGCAAGAGUCGCUCCCGCAGCCACCACAGUUACUACAGCCGCAGCAGCUACGACAGCCCCGGCUUCUGAGCGCAACACACACAGCACGGAAGGGAAACGAAAAGAAACAGAGGAGAAGUCCUGUUAAAUUUACUGUGCUCUGAUUCACUCAUUAAGCUCUCCACAGUGCCCACACUGCUGUACAGCCCAGGGUCCAAGCUCCCCGACCCUAGACCUUCAUCUCUCUCUGACAGCGAGCCUGGGUCAAAGAGGAGACUUUUUUUUUUAUUUUUUUUUUAUUUUGAUAUAGCACAUUACUCUAAAAUUGGCUGUCACUGUUCAUAACUUCACGUAAACAAGGUAUUAAAAGAAAAUGGGUUACCACAUGUCAAAAGUUAAUUUGGUAGAGCCCAAAGAACAAAUCUCGCUGUAUGUUCGCACUUUCUUUCUCUUCUUCCACAACGCAACCAAAAAUGAAUUCAUUAAAAACGAUAUACUAUAUAAAUAUUAAAUAUAUAUAGAUAUAUAUAUAUCCUAACAAUAGGAGCUGAGUAGGAGACAAAAAGAGGACACAUCAACGGCUUACUGUACAUUUCAGAAAAUCUUGACUUUUUACUCACCCCUCAUCAUGUACUGAUUUCAUCGAAGCACAGAGAUCAACAAGAGUUAGAACAAAAGAGAAGUCGGCGAAUGAAAUAGGGAGCAAAAAAGGAAAAGGGAACUUUUUUUAUGAUAAAAAAUUGUAUAGGUUUGUCUGUAUAGAUGUAAACUUUCUUAAGUUCUGGCUUUGUAAACUAUGCACUGUAUAUUCCAUCCAGUUUGAGGAGGUUUGUUUAGCAUGAUGCAUCAGGAGAGACUCGCUGCUGGAAGGAGAGUACCUGGCCCAAAUGAAAGGUGCCAGGGUGAUCUGUGCUGCCCACUGGCCUAUACAGUAUGUCAGCCAUCACCAGAGGGAGGGAGGGGGGGGGGCUAUUUAUUAUGUACUUUUACUCUUCUCUGUUUAAAUUAUUAUGUUGAUUCUGCUAAUCCUGACUUUAUGUGUGAGAGUGUGCGUAUUUGCGAGAGUGCGCGUGUGUGUGCGUGUACCUCCUCUGCAAUGAGGUGAUUAUUUAUGUGUACACCACUGUAGCCUGCACCUAAGGCUGCUGGAUGGUACUGUACAGGAAAACUGUCUGCAAAAAUGUCUCCAUGCACACAUUUCUGUUGACUACAGCUAUUUAUUACACUGUAUUUAUUUCUUUAUUUAUUGGGCUAUUUAUUAUUUAAUGUAUUGAUCAUUCUGAGCAUCAUGAGCUGUAAAGCAGUUGAAUCAUGCUUUGAAGAUGAGGUUGCUGCAAAUGUAUUUCCAUUUGAAUAUGUACUGUAUAUGUCCAUGUUUUACACAAAAUCUGUCUGUUAUCGUGGCGAUGGCUUGCAGUCGCUAUCAGAUCAGUGAGCAGGGUGAAGAUUCACUGCUGUGUGUUUAGAAUGCUCUGAUUGUAGCCAGUGGAACAGGGUCUGCGCCCACAGUUACUCCCAUGUAUGCCACCAUGGCACCCCUGGCCUAUUGUAGUGGCUCAUUCUAAUGCAAGCCAUUGUGGUUCUGCAGCCUGUAUUGAGUAGCAAAAGAUCAGCCUCCACAGAACCAAACAUCUCCCUGUGUAGAGAGGUCAUUAUUCUCCUCUACUGUAAUGUUUCCAGCCACCACGUGUUUUAAUCCCUUGUAUAAUGGGCCGCAACAUGUUUCUGUCAGAGGUCCCCUGGUUACCAGCUUCAGGAGGAGGAUUUAUGUGAUGUAACCUAGCACAGCAGAGACACCAGCAGACUCUGUAAUGCCUCCUCUUUCUACAGAUUCAGUAGUAUGGUAAAUAAACUGGCGACACAAUCAGGGAUCACCAUAAGUCUUCCUUACCAUUCGUCUGGCCUCAUGUCACUCACACAGUGUUGCAUUCCCAGUGUAACCAGACUUAACCCGACUAUGAUACUCUGCAAACCUGUUAAUUUAUUCCAAGUAUAGCAUUGCCCCUUUGGUUCUACAAGUCAUUCUUUGUGGUGUACAAUACCUACCAAUAAACAGAAUCUAAUGGGGAAAUAAC
This is a messenger RNA of Sander lucioperca (pikeperch), 3961 nucleotides long. RefSeq names its product serine/arginine repetitive matrix 3 (gene srrm3). Bases 18 to 1976 code for a protein of 652 amino acids. Gene Ontology annotation, molecular function: mRNA binding. NCBI's taxonomy places the organism in Eukaryota, Metazoa, Chordata, Actinopteri, Perciformes, Percidae. The transcript has 14 exons. The record is from RefSeq and is a predicted model, not a curated record.